AUGACAGAGCUUAAAAAUAACAACAUACGACAGUCGAUUAUUAAGCAAUUACGUCUCUACAUUGACGAUGAUGGAUGCAUUCGCUGUGGCGGGAGGAUUCACAACGCACGAAUACCUGCAGAUACAGGAUUCCCGUAUCUCCCGCCUACACGCAGCCAUUUUACGACAUUGAUCAUAAGAGACGCUCAUUGCAGCCAGUUACAUGCCGGCGUUUUGCAGACAGUAACUCACAUACGGCAAAAAUACUGGAUACCUUCAAUUCGCCAGCGAGUCAAAGGUAUUUUAAGGAAAUGUACUACGUGCUUGAAGAUCAACAGCAGACCCUACAGAGCGCCUACCUCCCCUCCACUUCCGAAAGAAAGAGUUUCUGACGAGGCACCGUUCACUGUUACCGGCGUAGACUUUACGGGCGCCCUUCAUGUCAGAGAGAAAACAGGUAUACAUAAGGUGUACAUUUGCCUAUUUACCUGCGCCAGUACCCGAGCCGUGCACCUUGAAGUUGUUCCCGACUUAUCAGAAGAAAUCUUCAUGCUGGCAUUUAGACGGUUUGUCAGCCGACGAUCCGUACCGAAGAUCAUGAUGUCAGACAAUGCGACCACCUACCGAGCUGCGGCGAGUCACAUUCACCGAAUGACACACAAUACUCAGGCGUGUCUUGCAGCACGGGGCACAGAAUGGAAGUUCAUACCGCAACGCGAACCUUAUGAUGGAUGCAGAGCAUGA
This is a messenger RNA of Dreissena polymorpha, 723 nucleotides long. RefSeq lists its product as uncharacterized. The transcript has a single exon. The record is from RefSeq and is a predicted model, not a curated record. Gene Ontology annotation, molecular function: nucleic acid binding. Bases 1 to 723 code for a protein of 240 amino acids. Lineage: Eukaryota; Metazoa; Mollusca; Bivalvia; Myida; Dreissenidae.